AAAUGUGUCAAUGUCAAUGCGAUUUAACCUUAAAAUGAGAGUUUUCAAAAAAUAUCUUAUUUGACGAAAUACUACUAUUUAGCAAAGUUUCUUUAAAAACUCGGAUAGACAAAUACUGUAAGUUAUGUUACGUGCGAGAAAUUACGCAAUAUGUUUUUUUUAAACAAAAAAAUCACAAUUUUAUAUGGCUCUCAAACUGGAAAUGCUCAAGACUUGGCAGAAAGAAUUUGGCGAGAAUCGAAACGAUUUUAUUUUCAGAGUAGUGUUUCAACCUUGAACGAGUACGAUGUUUCCCAGAUAGCUCAAGAAAACUGUUUGAUAAUUGUUUGUUCGACCACAGGUCAAGGAGACGAACCAGAAAAUAUGAAGAAGUUUUGGAAAUUGUUGUUACGAAGGAGUUUGCCCUCAGAUUUAUUAAGUGAUGUAAGGUUUGCUAUACUUGGUCUUGGCGAUUCUAGUUACACAAAGUUUAAUUUUGUUGCUAAAAGACUCUAUAAACGUAUUCUGAACCUAGGAGGAGAACCUAUCUUGCCUAUUGGGUUAGCUGAUGAUCAACAUGAUCUUGGUUACGAUGCCAUAGCAGAUCCAUGGAUAGAGAAUUUGUGGUUGAAAUUAACAGAAACUUAUCCUUUACCGCAUGGCAUUGAGCCCCUUCCAAAGAAUUUACCUAUAUUACCUAGAUGGAAUAUUGAAAAAGAUGGUAAAUUAUUAAAAAUUAAUAAUAUAAAUAAAAAUCAUUCUUUAUAUUAUUCCACAAGAGCAAAUAAUGAAUUUUGUACAGUUGUUCUAGAUAAUGUGCGGCAAACAGACUUACAUCAUUUUCAGGAUGUCAGACUUAUUAAAUUUCAAUGUGAUUUUCAAGAAUAUAAGCCUGGGGAUCUACUAGUACUAAGGCCAAGAAAUCUUGUGUGGAAAAUAAAUGAAUUUAAAAGCGUAUUAGAAGAGAAUGGCGUUGAUAUACCUGAUCACACUAUAAUCAAAUUAAUCGAGAACAAUCAGAAAGUACCUGUUCCUGAAGUAUUAAAAGCCGAAGUUACUUUUCAGCAACUGUGUGAAGAAUAUUUUGAUUUGUUUUCAAUACCCAGAAGAACUGUAUUUCAAGUCCUUUCUCAGAUAACAGAUAGUGAGUUAGAAAGAGAAAAAUGUUUGGAAUUCACCUCCGCCGAAGGACAAGAAGAGAUGUAUUCCUAUACAAAUCGUCCCAAACGGAAUAUCGUUGAAGUUUUGAGGGAUUUUCCGCAUGCCACCAAAAAUAUAACACUGGAAACUUUGUUUGAAAUAAUUCCAUCUAUAAAACCCAGGGAAUUCUCCAUUGCAAGUAGCUUUAAAGUUCAUAAACAUGAGCUCCAUCUUCUGGUAGCCGUAGUCAAGUAUAAAACAAAUUUGAUCAAAGAGAGAUUUGGUUUAUGUUCCAAUUUUUUGUCUGAUUUGAUAUCUGGUGACAGGAUUUCGGUAUGGUUAAAGCCAGGUUUCUUUAAAUUUCCCAAGGAUCUGAGUGUUCCUGUAAUUUUGGUAGGUCCUGGUACUGGCGUGGCACCAUUUAGGAGUUACAUAUAUGAAAUGACCGCUGGAGAAUGUAGUCCAGAAAAUCUGAUAUUAUUUUACGGAUCCAGGUAUAAAGAUAAGGAUUUUAUUAUAAAAGACGAUGUAGAAAAAUGGGUUAAUAAAGUGUCUGUAAUAUGUGCAUUUUCAAGGGAACAAGAACACAAGAUCUACGUGCAGGAUAAAAUUCGAGAACAUGGUGAAUUGGUUUGGAGAGCUUUAGAAAAAAAGGGAUACGUUUUUAUUGCAGGCAAUUCAAAGAAUAUGCCUCAGGCGGUACGAGAAUCCUUUAUUAAUGUAUGUGAGAAAUGGGGCAACUUAAGUAAUACAGAAGCUGUAAGAUUUAUUGAAGUGAUGGAAAAAGAAAACAGAUACCAAACCGAAUGUUGGUCAUAGUCUAAAUAACAAAUUUUAGAAGAUAUUAAAUAAAUUUGUAUAGAAAUACCAAAUACAUUUUAUAUUUAUAACGAUUGUUGAACAAAUUAUACAUUACUAUUGUUUCAAGAA
Molecule: messenger RNA, 2049 nt
Organism: Sitophilus oryzae (rice weevil)
Lineage: Eukaryota; Metazoa; Arthropoda; Insecta; Coleoptera; Curculionidae
Product: NADPH-dependent diflavin oxidoreductase 1
Exons: 6
Coding region: 151-1938 (595 amino acids)
Cellular component (GO): cytosol
Molecular function (GO): FMN binding; NADPH-hemoprotein reductase activity; flavin adenine dinucleotide binding
Source: RefSeq, a predicted model, not a curated record